AUGAUCAACUGCUGCCGCGUUGUCAUUCUUGCCACACAGUUAAUCGGUUCCCCCCUCUACUUGAUCAACAAAGAGUAUUACUAUUCGUAUAUGGCCUUCACAAAACAAAAUUUCGCGCUGGCAAUCACAGCCUUGACACAAUGGGGAAGCCCAACAUUAUACCGCACCAGUGGCGAUGAAAGUAUUCGGGGCCUUUUACAUAUCUCCGAGAGUGGUAUGCUGCAGAGUCAGUUUCCAGAGCGACUGGUUCUCAUUGCCAACCACCAAAUAUACACGGAUUGGAUCUAUCUCUGGUGGUUUGCUUACACCAAUGCCAUGCAUGGCCGGAUAUUCAUCAUUCUCAAAGAUUCACUUCGUUGGGUUCCCGUCGUGGGCCAGGGAAUGAUGUUCUAUGGCUUCAUCUUCAUGGCCCGUAAAUGGGUCUCUGACAAGCCACGGCUCGCACAUCGGCUGGGGAAGCUGAGAACGCAACAUACCGGCUCUCAGUCGAGCAAGUCGCAAUAUGAUCCAAUGUGGCUUCUGAUCUUCCCAGAAGGAACGAAUCUGUCGAUUAACACAAAGCGGCGGAGCGAUGCAUUUGGAGAAAAGCAAGGAAUUUCACCAUUAAAGCACCAGAUCCUGCCUCGGUCAACUGGGCUGUUCUUCUGCCUUCAGCAACUGCGAGGCACUGUGGAUUGGGUGUAUGACAGUACUAUUGCGUAUGAGGGACCUCCGAAAGGAAGCUACCCAGAUAAAUAUUUCACACUUCGCUCGACUCUCAUUCAAGGACGACCGCCCACAUCGGUCAACAUGCAUUGGCGAAGAUUCGCCGUUGCCGACAUUCCCUAG
Penicillium chermesinum is the source of this 828-nucleotide messenger RNA. RefSeq names its product lysophospholipid acyltransferase family protein. Gene Ontology annotation, cellular component: endomembrane system. NCBI's taxonomy places the organism in Eukaryota, Fungi, Ascomycota, Eurotiomycetes, Eurotiales, Aspergillaceae. The transcript is spliced from 2 exons. Gene Ontology annotation, molecular function: acyltransferase activity. The coding region runs from base 1 to 828 and encodes 275 amino acids. The record is from RefSeq and is a predicted model, not a curated record.